GCAUUUGAUGGUUUUCUAAGGUGUUCUACAGGAAACUAGUGGUCUGUUUUAGAAACCAUUAAGCCAAUUCCCAUUAAAAAGCUAAAGGUUUUAAUCCUUUUUCAGCAGGUUUAGAUCUGUACUGUUUCUGUUCAGCAGGGGGAGUGGUCAGUACUGUAUGAUCAUAACUAUGAGAAAAUAAAUGAAACUAUAUACAAGUACGCAGUAUUUCUAAAGCUGCAGUGUGGCAUUUUAACCACCAGGGGUCGACAAAGCCCUAAAGACUGCCAUUGUGAAUUUUCACCAGGAGCAAUCAUUUUACUUCAGCAUGUCUCUUGGAUUCUUGGUCAUCUUAAAUGCGUGCUGCGCAGCGUUGACCACCUUGAAUGUGCUUUGCUGGCCAGUUCUCCGCCCACUGACCUGCUUUUUCAGUGUAUUAACUGCAGUUUUAAUGCACUAUUCAACAAACAUUCAACCCAUAUAAGGACAACUAGGAGUAAAUAUGGACACGGACAACCUCUCCGUGGUUUUGCAUGGGAAAGGCGAUCUGAGGCUGGAACAGCGUCCGGUACCAGAGCCUGGACCAAAUGAAGUUCUCCUCCAGAUGCACUCAGUGGGAAUCUGCGGUUCUGAUGUGCACUUCUGGCAAAAUGGGGGGAUUGGGGACUCAGUCGUGAAGAAGCCGAUGGUCUUGGGCCACGAGGCCGCUGGGCGUGUGCUCAGAGUGGGCACCGGGGUGACCCAUCUUAAACCAGGAGACCGGGUGGCCAUUGAACCAGCAGUGCCCUCUGAAAUGGAUGAGUUUGUCAAAUCUGGCCAUUACCACCUGUCACCCAACAUAUUCUUCUAUGGAAGACCACCUGAUGAUGGGACCAUUUGUAGAUACUACAAACACAGCGCCAGCUUCUGCUACAAACUCCCUGAUAAUGUGACAUAUGAGGAAGGUGCGCUCAUUGAGCCGUUGUCUGUGGGGAUCCACGCCUGCAGGAGAGCUGGCGUCACCCUGGGCAGCUCGGUGCUCAUCUGUGGAGCAGGACCGAUUGGGCUGGUAACUCUAAUAGUAGCUAAAGCCAUGGGUGCAUCUCAAGUGAUAAUAAGUGAUCUUUCUGCUGAGAGACUGGCUAAAGCUAAGGACCUAGGAGCUGACUUCCUUCUUCCUGUGAAGAGAGAGGAUGCUCCACAGGAAAUAGCCAGACGUGUGGAGGGCAUGCUGAGUGGAAUGCCUCACAUCAGCAUAGAGUGCACCGGCGUAGAGAGCGGCAUUCAGACAGCCAUCUAUGCUACUCGCUCUGGGGGAGUAGUGGUGUUGGUGGGGCUUGGUGAAAAGAUGACCACCGUGCCUCUCCUCAAUGCAGCUGUCAGAGAAGUUGACAUCAAAGGCGUGUGUCGUUACUGUAACACGUGGCCUUUGGCGAUUGCCAUGGUUGCUUCUAAGCAGGUCGACGUGAAGCCCCUGGUCACCCACCGCUUUCCACUGGGGCAGGCUGUCCAGGCCUUUGAGACGACACGUCAGAGACUUGGUGUCAAAGUCAUGCUGAAAUGCGACAAAAACGACCAGAACCCAUAAGACCCAGAACCCCUCACUGACCACAGUCAUUUAUUAAUGCUAUGGCCCCCGCUACUCUGCCCAGUAUGGUCAUUCUUAGAAAUAAUCUUCUGUAAUUAGUCAUGGCAGUUUGCAGCUUUGAAUGCAAUGAAAAGAUUAUAUGCUUUUGUAAUGGCCACCUCUCACACUUACCAAAGUAUUAAAAGAGCACUUUAUUUUAGAAAUGUGUCACAACAUAACUGUGACCAGGUUUAUAUGGCAAUCACUCUGUCAGAAUGUUAGAGUGUCAGUUGUCUAUUAACGUUUGUACUGUGAGCGUGCCCCCUCUACAGGUUAAGAUGACCUUUAAAGAGAGCAGGCCUCUCUGUGGGGUGUGGGCAGCUGAAAAGGUGCUACACGGUCUUUUGUCCACACAUGCUGGCAUAUAGACCAAGCUGCUUUAUUGUAUUUGCUGGAUAAUUAGAUUUCAGCCUUUUCCAUCUUUUGGUUUUUGUCCAUUAGAUGUUCUAAUCGUGAUUUAUUUUUCCUCAUUCUGAUUCUGAUUUUUUGACCAAUGACUUUUCUUUUUUGACCCUUAUCUGACCGUAUACAACCCAGUCUGAAGAAGCAUUUCAUCAUGCAAAGAACUUUAAGCAUGCAUGGUUCUAUAAAUAACCAUUGUCUUUACUAAAGAACCCCUGAAGAACCAUCUUUUUUCCCCCUUAUAUCUGAUGUUGGGCUAAGUGAAUACAUAAAACACACUAGUACAUUUCCAGUACUUUCCUGUAGCCCAGGUCACAAUAUAAACAACAUUAUUUGUUC
Molecule: messenger RNA, 2326 nt
Organism: Colossoma macropomum (tambaqui)
Lineage: Eukaryota; Metazoa; Chordata; Actinopteri; Characiformes; Serrasalmidae
Product: sorbitol dehydrogenase-like
Exons: 9
Coding region: 482-1546 (354 amino acids)
Biological process (GO): D-sorbitol catabolic process
Molecular function (GO): L-iditol 2-dehydrogenase (NAD+) activity; zinc ion binding
Source: RefSeq, a predicted model, not a curated record